ACAAUUUAUAACUGUUAUUAUAUUUUUGUUCUUCUAGUUGUCAAGGAACAUCUUUAUUCUUCACGAUGUUAGAAGGACUUGUCGCCUGGGUACUAAAUAAUUAUCUGGGAAAAUAUGUAGAAAAUUUAAAUACUGAUCAAUUAAGCAUCGCUUUAUUGUCUGGUGAAGUAGAACUGGAAAAUCUGCCAUUGAAGAAAGAAGCUUUGCACCAUAUAGGUUUACCCAUUGAAAUAAAAGCAGGGUUUAUUGGUAAAAUAAGGUUACAAGUACCUGUUCGUCAAAUAAGAACAGCCUCAUGGAUCAUAGUGAUAGAGCAGCUUUAUUUAGUAGCUGGACCAAUUAAUUUAGAUGAGUUUGAUAAUGAAGCAGAGGAACAAGCUAUUUUAGAAUAUAAGUUGAGUCGAUUAAAUUCAUUGGAAGCAAGAUGGAGAACACUCACAGAACAAGAUCUUGGUUAUUAUGCUACCAGUUACAGUUCUUGGAUGAAUUAUGGUACCUCAUUGAUCACAAAUAUUAUUGAAAAUUUACAGCUAAAUAUUAAAGAUGUUCACAUAAGAUAUGAAGAUGGCGUGACAUUACAAGAUGAUACUGGCAUUGCACUGGGUGUAACUAUAGGAGCCUUAACUGCACAAAGCUGUGAUUCUAGUUGGAUACCUGGUUCUGUUUUUUGGAAUCUUCCUGAUACAUCUUUUAAACUCAUGGAACUUAAUAGACUUUCCAUUUAUUGGAAUCAUCUGAGAAAAGAUGAGUUUCUUGGUUCCCUCAAUCUUGGCGAUUUAGCUAUUGCCAUGGGUGAACCAAAAAAUAUAAUUAAAAACUAUAUUUUAUUACCUGUUAAUGCAAGAACACACAUUAAGAGAGACAGAUCUGAACGACCAUUGAGAUCGACGAGUAAACCUAGAAUGGUUGUUGAUCUCUUAUUAGAUGAUGUUCCAUUAUGUCUUACAGAUGUACAAUAUGAUCAAAUAGUUAAAUGUAUAAAAGGCUUGAAAGAUAUAGAACGUCGUAAGCAACAAAGACGCUGUCGUCCAAUGGUUAAUGUAUCCACAGCACCAAAAGAAUGGUGGAAAUAUGCAGUCAGGUGUCAUAUUGGCAAAAAUGCAUUGAAACCUAAACCAUCUUGGAAGGAUGUUCUUCAAAGAGGAAAAGAAAAUAUUUUAUAUGUAGAGAAUUAUGCUAAAUUACUAGGAACACCAACUAGUGUUUUAUCUUCAGAUAUGAAAUUGUUAAAAGAGAAGAUAGAACAAGAGCGAAGUUUUGAUGAAUUAAGAGUACUGAGAGAAAUAGCAAUGCAUAAAGUCAAGCCACCAAAAAUGGUUCAGAAUUCCAAUAUAAAUGUACCUCAACCUAGAGGAAUGUUGGAACAGUGGUUUCCACAAUGGUGGGGUUGGUAUUCAAAGACAUCAAAUACAAACACUCAGAAUACAUCAUCUACAUUUGAUGGAGAACUUUUAGAUGUUUUAGCAGAUACUAUAGAUGAUGAUACUUUACUACAUCGAGAUACAGUGUUCGGGCAAUUUAAUUUUACUUUAUCAAAAGGUACUUUUUCUCUCUGCAUAACGAAGGAUGAUGGCGAGAACACCAAGCCAGUAAUAGAGUUACAAUUUGAACGAGUAAACUUGAGUUACGAUUCAAGACCUAGAUACAGGUCUCACAAGUUUUUCAUUAGCUUGGGAGCUUUGUAUUUGCAUGAUUAUCUCACAGAGAAUUCCAAAUUCCCUAUUUUGGUACAGCCUCAAAUAAUUCCCACGUUCUUUCCGAAACGUAGUUUUACGGAAAAAUCAACCAAUGAAUUACCCCAAUAUCUCUUUGAAAUGACUUACGAAAAAAGACCAUUACAUUUAAAUGCUGAUCAUUGGCUGCAAGUAAACUCCAAAUCCUUGGAUAUAGUUUACAAUCCUGAAGUGAUGCAUUGGUUAAUAGACUUUAUGUAUAAGCCAUAUAGAUCAUCCAAUCAAAAAUUUGAAGCAAUGAAACAUAGAACUCGAAGACAACUCAUUAAAAAUUGGGAACAGAUUUUAGAUGGAGACCUGGUAUAUCAUUCCUCUUGGGAUUUGCAGUUUAAUAUAUCUGCACCACAGAUUUUACUAGUUGAGAAUUUUACUAAUUCUAAUGCUGCUGUAGUAGUAGUAGACUUUGGGAAACUCCAUUUAUCGAAUGGUGUGCAAAAUAAUGAAAUAAUCAUAAAAUCGAACUCUCCUGAACUUAAUAGUGAUGAUGAAGAUGAAAGAUUUGAGACACCUUGUUCCACACCACCUGGGAGUCAAGAAAAUGGCUCUGUGCAAGACUUUCAGACUAUAUCUGAGACAGCAUUACAUCAAAAGCUAUAUGACCAUUAUUCUAUUGAUUUGGUAGAUCUACAGAUCCUUGUAGGCAAGGUGAAAGAUAACUGGAAACAUGUACGAAGUAGGGGGAUGUCCAGCUUGCAUGUUUUAGAACGCUUCAACAUAUCUUUACAAAUUGAACGAAGAGUAUUUGCCUCAUCUGAUCCAAAUUUGCCUUCUGUCACUGUAUCUGGAAAUUUACCAAGACUUGUGGUUCAUGUUAAUGAACAGAAGGUGGAAGCAAUUAGACUGAUGUAUAGUUUAUUGUCUAGUUUUUCAAAGUCGACUGGAAUUUCACAGACUGAUUUGAUUAAUACAGAAUCAGUAAGUCCUAAGAAAGAAGAGAAUUCAGACAAAUUUUUGAGCCAUGUAAUAAUGGUUCAAUUUAUCAUCGACCAGAUGACCUUUGAAUUACAGUCUAGAGGUCGCAGUGUGGCAGAGCUGCAGGUGUCUGGAGUCCGUGCUGCCUUUAGCAAAAGAACUGCAGAUGUUAGUAUCUCUCUGUCUGUCCAUGGUCUACUUCUUGUAGAUGCUCUUCAAGAAUUUGGUCCUGACUUUGAAUUAUUAGUAGCAAGUCACAAACAUGUAGGAAUGGAUAGUAUUUCUGGAAGCUUGAGAGAUUCAGAACCAAUAUCGCCUGUGUUUCCAGAUUCUCCCUUGUCACCAGUCUCUCCUGGUUCUCCUGAUUCCAAUAUGUCAAGAAGAUUAACUUCUCCAACUGCUUUAACUAAUGCUUUGUCCAAUCUAGCAAGUAAAGCAAAAAGUUCCCAAUCCCCUAGGAAUAAUUCUAUAAUUGAAUUGGAAAAAUUAGAUUCUGAAGCUCUGAUUGUAGUUGAAUUGACAUUGGUAUAUGAUACAUUAGAGACUCUAAGGGUAGCUAAUAUUCAGUUCAACAAUUUAGAUAUUAUUGCCAAUCAAGAAACUAUAGUAGAACUUAUGGGUUUCUUUAAAAGGAUAUUCCCGUCUCGCAAGUUAAAGUCAGGGUAUAUUGAGAGGCAGGAAUCUUUAUCAAAUCAAACGAUAGAGUCAAAAGUGUCCACCAGGACAGAAAUAACAUUUGAUUUUCAUAGACUGAACGUACUUCUUCUAAGGGCAGUGAUGCAGGAUAAUCGUUUAGUGGGUCAAAAGAUCGCUACAGCUACGAUGUGUGACGCUCGAAUACAAGCCACCUUGGCAAUAGAUACUUUUAUUUCUGGCUCGCUUGGAGGUUUGCAAAUUCUAGAUCAAACACCAACUGGUAAAACGCACCAAAGAAUCGUCAGUGUGGGAAGAGAUCCAAUAGCUGAUCCACUUCAAAAUCCAUUAGAACAUUUUUCAGAUUUGUCCAAUCAAUUGGAAGCUUUACGAUUCUCAGCCAAUCGAUAUAACAAACCUUGCACUCAACAGCAGGAUGCAGUAGAGACCUUGAUAGAUUUAACCAUUCGUAUAGGGAGUGUUUGGUAUACGCAUGCUCCACAUUUAUUUUCAGAACUACGUUCUUGCGCUGAUGAGUUUAAACAGUAUUUAAGCAAACUUGCGCGACAAAUUAGUGCAGCUGCUACUGAUAUGGCUAGAGGCUUAGUGAAUGCAGAGGACUGGUCUAUUCCACCCCGUAGACGAUUACCAAGUCUGUCUGUUGACUUGGAAAAUUCAGGAAGCCUAGCUUUAAAACUGGAUAUUUUAUUAGAUAGCCCUGUUUUGGUAAUUCCACGUUCGUCUCAUAGUAGACAAGUUUUUGUUGCACAUCUUGGUACUAUGUCCUUGCAACAUGAACCCCACUCAGGUACUAUGGCAAAACAUAAAGUAACUUUGGAAGUUAGAGAAAUGAAUUUGUAUUCUUUGGAAAUAUCAGCCAAUGUUGGACAAAUUCACAGUAAUCUCCCUUUAAGAGCUGAAGAAAUUUACUGCUGUAAAGAGUCAGGCAAGCCAAUUCUGCAUGAUACUAUGUUAAAAGUUGUGGUUGAAAAGGAAAACAUAUUAGCACAAAGCCCGAAUUUUUUCCUUGAUAAUGAGUUUUCUAGCAACCCUAUUGUUCAAGUCCAUGGAGUUGUAAUGACACCAUUGAAAGUAUCUCUAUCUCGAGGACAAUAUGAACAGUUGUUAGACACUAUAAACAGACUUUUGUCCAUGCCAGUAUCUGUACCAGUUGCUCAGAAAUCUCAAGCAAUGAGCAAACUAUCAAAUUAUUCUGAUAAACUUGACCUCUCCAUCAAAGUAUUAUUUGAACUACCUACCCUAGGUAUAGAACUGAAACAAGGUCACAUAGAACAACCUCUAGUUGAAUUAUCUAUGAGAGAUUUUGUAGCAAAAUAUGAAAAGUUACAAAAAAACGAAUCCUCUAUUCAAGUUGCUUUACGAUCUCUUCUUAUGGAAGAUCUUUUGUGUCCUAUUGGCUCGAGACAUAGAUGUAUGAUGCAAUCUUCUGCACCGACUCGUGCCAGGCUUCCAGCUGGUGUUUCUAAGUCCUGUCCUAAUUUUGCGUUUAUACAACAAAUUAGGAGUGAGUUUGGACGGGGAAGUUUACCCGACAGACUGGAAACUGACACUUUAUAUGGAACAAUUCCACCUCAUUGGCGUAGAAAGCCAGUUUCCUUGACAAACACUCCAAAUACUCCACCUCCAUCACCUGGUGCAUCUACUAGUGAAGAGAAUUUAGUGUUGAUGAGUAUUACCAUAACAGAACCAGAUUGUGAUCAACCAGCAGUGACACAGUCUCAUCAAAAAAGCGUUACUGUGGACUUCAAUUGUUUAGAUUUAGUCAUUAGUGUUGAAUCCUGGAUGGUUGUAUUUGAUUUCUUUGGGUUUGGUGGUCCAUCAGGAAUUAAUCCUAAAGUUACCAUGCACCAAACUUCCAUUGACAUAGAUCAAUUAGACAAAGUGGAUAAUCUGCCUUUACGAUCAGAAACUGAAAUAGAAGUGAGAUCUUUGACAUUGGUACUAAUACAAUCUGAACGGGAAAUUGCUAAAGCCAAUGUAUCCAAUGCCAACAUGCAUAUUUUAAAAACAAAUGGAAAAACAAAAGUAACAGGAUCCUUAGGAUCAAUGUCUUUACUUGACUUAACACCACAUGGAAGAUUUUAUAGAGAAAGAUUUCUUUCAUCUGGGAGAAAAGCUCUGAAUUUUCAAUAUUCUAGUUACUUGGAUUUCGAGAAACGACCUUAUGACGCACAGUUAAAACUAGAAAUGUCUGCAGUUCACUAUGUACAUACUCAGAGAUUCGUGGCAGAACUUGGGGCAUUUUUUGGUCAUUUCUCACAACUUUGGACCAUCAUGGCUAAUUUAAGAGCUGGAGUUGGGGCUAUAAUCGAUAUUAACAAAAGAAGCAUGAGAUUGUCCUUAGAAUUAGAAGCAGGUGCUCCAGUGAUCCUGUUACCAGUCAGCUCCAGAUCAGAUGAAAUGAUAUUACUUGAUCUGGGGGAGCUUACUGCUCAUAAUCGAUUUGAAACUUCAAAAACGGUAGAUAAAUGCAUGCUAGAUAUAAUGUUUCUUGAAUUAGUUAAUAUGGACGUCUAUGCAGCUAAACGAGUGAAGUGUGACAACAAGAAUAACAAUAUCGAUACGUUGGUUGUUGGUGGCUUUCAUAUUAAGAAACUUGGGUCAUCUUUACUUACUGAAAUGUGCCAUUUGAAAUUACGCAUUGAAAGAAACCUGGAUACUUACAUUAGUAGAGAAAUUCCUGAUUUGAGUAUUCAUGGAACACUGUCUACAAUGGAUUGCGCUUUAGAUCCUGCUCAGUAUAUGCUAAUUCGUGGUUUGCUUUCUUACAAUAUUGGAGAAAAUCUGGAUGAUUUGCGUCAAUUUAUGCAAGAUUUACAUCAAACUGUUGAAUAUUCUAUAGCAAAUGUGGCUAACAGGGAGAAAAUUUGGAAAAAAUCUUGCAUAACUUUAGAAUUGGUAAAUGUUACUGUUAAGUUACAUCCAAAUCAUAAUAUUGCAGCUCUGGCUUGUAUUAAUUUCAUAAAAUCCAGAUUAACAUUGGAUUCAUUGAGUGAUGGAUCACAGGAUAUUGACUUAGUAUCCCAGGAAAUACUAAUUAUGGAUAUGAGGUUUCAGAAUGAACCUGUUAGUAAACAAUCUAACGUUUUCACAAGUAUUUUACAACCUCUAAGGAAUUCCAAUAAUGAAAAUCGUGUUCAGGCAGAAGUGCACCAUAGAAGACGUAAAAGAAAUGCAGCCACAACUAUACUGGUACAUAGUAUGCGCUUAACCGCUAUUCUAGAUUGGUGGGAGGCUGUGAGAGACUUUUUGAUGUUAAAUUCUGUAGAACCAGAACCUAUUCUUGGUAUUGCACAAGCUACUACCGACAACAACCAAGAAAAUGGCAGUAACACUUUAACUUCAAUACCAUUUGAGUUAAAAAUCAAUAUUACUGAUUCAGAAUUAGUUAUUGUAGAGGAUACAUCAAUUCAUGACACGAAUGCUGUUAUUCUGAAAAAUACAGCUGUUCUUUCUUAUAGGUCUGCACCUCAAGAAGGUGAAAAGCCUCUUUCUUGUAAUCUGUCCCAUUGUGAAUUGUUUUCCUGUAUCUUAGGAUUAGAAGAGGAAACUGCAUUGUCUAUAAUAGAUCCUGUUGGAGCCAGUUUGGAUUUAACAUUAGAUAAAUGUCUUGAAAUACAGCUACAACCGUUGUGUGUGAGAUUGAGUUAUCAUGAUGUGACUAUGUUUUCUAGAAUGCUUAGCUCUUUACCAAAACAAACUUUGAUAGCUAAACAACGUUCCAGUGAAGCAUUAACACCUAUUGAAAAACAGGUACAAAAGUUAACGGCUUUGGGAUUUACUGAUGCUGAUUGCAGAGCUGCUUUGAAUUUCUGUAAUGAUCAACUGGAUGAAGCAGCUUUAUGGUUAACACAAAAUGCAGUGCCUAAUUCAGAUACCAGUAUGGAUAAUGAAUCUGUUUUCCACACUAUUGAAUUACAAACAUCUUGUAUAAGAAUAUGUAUUAUAGACGAUUGCAGAGAUGCUGAUGUACCAUUGCUAGAAAUUUCUUUACUAGAUCUUAAUUUAAGACAAGAACAUGUGGGACCUGGUAUAGUAUCUACUACUUUCAGUAUUGAUUAUUAUAAUAGAGUCCUCAGUGGCUGGGAACCCUUUAUCGAACCCUGGCAUGCAACUGUCAAAUGGGAACAGACAUUAACUAAUUCUCUCAAUGCAAAGAGGUUGCAAAUGUCUAUUGACUCUCAAGAUUCUGUCAAUGUCAAUAUAACUUCAACGCUGAUAGAGUUGAUAGAAUUAGUUAAGAACAAUUGGAUGCAAGAUUUUUAUUUAACUUCCAGUAAAGAUAUAAAUGUGAAUAAAGGAAGCAACUGUCAGGCAUAUCGACGUAGAAUGCCUUUCAUUCCCUUCGCAUUAAGAAAUGAAACUGGUUGUAAAUUAUGGUUCAAAACAAUUAUUGCUACUACGGAUGAUACAAAGAAUGUGGGACAGAAUUUCAAAGUCAAGAGUGACUUUGAGAAAGAUGAUACAUGGCUUGAAGUUUCUCCAGGUGAUAUUGUUCCAUUUACUUUUGAAGGAAGAGGUAAAUUGAGACACCAUGCUACACACACUGUCAGGAGACAUCAAAUUACAGUGCUAGUGGAUGGGUGGAGACCAGUAGAUCCUGUCACAGUUGAUCGUGUUGGAAUAUAUUUUCGUCAUGCGAAUACAAAUAUCACUGGUGUACAAAUAGAUACUACACUGAUGAUAGCGCCAAAGGCUAGAAUAGUAUUCGCUGUUGAAUUAGAAGGGUCAGCUAGAAAAUUAGUAACCGUUAGGUCAGCUUUACAGAUAUCCAAUAAAUUAAAGCAUACAGUCGAGAUCAAGAUGGAGAAAUCCCUAAAUCAGUUUGGAUAUCUGCCUUUAACAUUGUCUGUUAGUGACAGAAUUCUUCAAGUACCUGCCCAAUCUACGAUAUCGGUUCCCCUAACGCAUACCGGUGUGCAAAUGUGUCUGAAACCUAUUAAUUUGAACAGUUUGUUUCAAUACUGUACAGAGAUGAUAGAUUGGACAACAGUGAAGAAACCAUUAGAAGUUAUAGAGAACCGUGUUACAUGUAGAGCUAAUCAUAACAAUAUAUUUAGAAUGUGCAUAGCAGUGAUGAGAGAUAAUUAUCCAUUGGACAUAAGUCAAAUGCUGCCAGCACAUAUCAUAACAGUGAUGGCUCCUCUUACAUUAACUAAUCUAUUACCACAUGAAUUAUUAUUCGAAAUUAAUACUGAGAAUGGUAGGAUUCAACCUGGUGGUAGUGCGGAUUUGCAUUCCGUAGACGUCGAAGAGCAAUUAGAAAUUACUGUGCAACUGGAUGGUUAUCCUGGAUCAGGAACAAUCUUAUUACCACCAAAUAUCAAUUCUUUCACUACUCGUCUAAGGUUAAUGGAUUCUUCUGGAAGAAUAUUAUAUCUACAUGCAGCCGUUAGCAUAGAAAAAGGCUCUGCCAUACAAAUUAAUAUUACUGCACCAUACUGGAUCAUAAAUAAAACUGGUUUGCCAUUGGUAUUUAGACAAGAAGGGGUUGGAAUGGAAGCAGCUGGGCAAUUUGAAGAAAAUGAAAAAGCCAGGAUGGUAGCUCCUUUGUUAUUUUCUUUUAGCGAUGAGGAAGCAAGCAGAACACUCUCAGUGAGAGUUGGUACUUUAGUACAUCCUCAAGGAAUUCCACAAUGGUCCCAACAUUUUCAUUUACAGCCUGGUAUACAGGUACAUCGCCUUAGAAUAUCUCUCCGUGAUGGUAGACCUGAUAUAGUUUAUCUAAUUAGUGUCGCUACUAGGACAGCCAGAGGAAAAUAUAGAGCCACAACUGUAGUUACAAUAUCUCCCAGAUAUCAGCUGCACAAUAAAUCGAGUUGCACACUGGAACUAGCACAAAAGUGUUUUACUACAACAAUUAGUCAUCCAGAUGCUCAAGCAACAUAUAUCAAAAUUAUGCCUGAUUGCCAUAUGCCAUUUCAUUGGCCACGUCUUGAUAAAGAUUUACUACUAUGUGUUCGCAUUAUAAAUGUUAAAAACUGCAUGUGGUCAGGUGGUAUUAGAUUAGAUGAUAAUUAUUCAUUGACAAUUAACAUCAGAGAUACAACAGAAAAGAUGUAUUUUCUUCGAAUAGAUGUAGUCCUGCAAGAGAGUACAUAUUUCAUAGUGUUUACUGAUGCAGACACUAUGCCUCCACCUAUAAGGGUGGAUAACUUUUCAGAGGUGCCUUUGGUAGUAAAUCAGGUUACUGUUCAUGAUAAUUUGCAAUGGACAGUCAGACCACACUCCUCUGUACCAUAUGCAUUAGAUGAACCCAUACAAUCUGCUGGUUUAGUUGUAACUGCACCAGGAGGUGUAACAGCCACAUAUGACUUAAAUAUACUUGGAGAAGGCAGAGUUUUAACUUAUGAGAACUUUAUUUAUAUUGCCUUCACAGGUACUUUUAAAACUGAUUGCGAUCUGGGAACAGGAGAAGCUGGGCUAGAUCCUCUAGAUGUUGAAACACAGAGAUUAGUCUUAGAAGCUGGCCCUGGUGGCUGGGUUGCUCUAAGGAGAAAACAAUAUGGAGCUAGAUCUCAGUUAUGGAGGAUGACUGCAGAUGGUCAGUUACAGCAUGAAGGAUCUAGUCCACCCAGAGACAAGCAUUCAAAAACUCCCGAGACAGUGUUAGUGUUAGAUAUUGCUGGUACAGCACCUCAACCAUUCACAUACUGUGCUCUUGCUUUAAGGAAACCUGAUCCUCGAAGAAGAUCUACACAAACCUGGCAAUUCACUGAUGAUGGACGUUUAUGUUGUGCUCAUAAGAAUAUGUGUGUGCAAUCAAAAGAUGGAUUCAUGGGAUUAUACGAAGGAAGUGAAGCAGUGUUAGGCCCCCAAACACACAUUAAUCCUGCACCAAUAGAACAGCGUGUUGGUAGACAAAAGUUAAGACCGGGAUCUGGCUUUCUAUCUGUUACGGUUAUUACUGAUGGUCCAACAAGAGUGCUUCAAGUAUUAGACAUUAAAGAAAGGAGAAAAACAUUUGCUUUGUUAGAAGAACGUGAUUGGUCACAUAUUGCAGUUUCCCACCGACCAACUCAAAUAAAUAGUGAUACAGGAAAGAUUAAUUCCAGAGAAUUGGAAUUAAAAGUUAACUUGACAGCUGGCUUAGGACUGUCAAUUAUUUCUCGGAGACCAGUUGAAGAACUACUAUUUGCUCGUUUAGCUGGUAUCUCUUUGGAAGUAGUUCAAACUCCUAUCAAUACUACUUUAGAUUUGAGUGUAGAAGACAUACAAAUUGAUAAUCAACUGUUCGAAGCACAAUGUACUUCUGUUCUUUACGUGACACGAUCGACUAGAGCCGAAAAUGAGCACAGACCAGCUAUAUAUGUAGUUGCAGAGAAGCUGAAAUCCAAAAACCAAAAUGCAGAAAUAUAUAAACACGUAGUAGUGAGCAUUAAACCACUUUGUAUACAUUUAGAAGAAAAAUUAAUAUUGAAAUUGGUUGCCUUUGUCGGGGCAGGAAGAUCAGAGCUGGAUGUGCCUGUGGAUGAAAAUGACUUUAAAGCUCAGAGAUUUAUCUCCGAAGUAUCUGCUGCACAUGCCAAACGAUACUAUUUUGGUGCUCUAAAGAUUGUUCCUAAUCAGAUAAAAUUAAGCGUACUCACUACAACAAAACUGCCACGUCAUCUUCAAGCCAUAAAAAGACAAUUAGGCUUAACGUUAAUCAAGUUUGAAGAUGCCACUAUUGAACUGGAGCCAUUCAUUAAGAAGCAUCCCUUUGAAAGCACUCAGUUCUUAGUACAUUCCAUUAUAAAACACUAUAAAGAUGAAUUAAAAUGGCAAGCUGCAGUAAUAUUAGGAUCUGUGGACUUUCUAGGCAACCCUCUUGGAUUUGUAAAUGAUGUCACAGAAGGAGUAUCUGGUUUAAUCUAUGAAGGAAGUGUAAAGACUUUAGUGAAAAAUGUCACGCACGGCAUAUCAAACUCUGCUGCUAAGGUAACAGAAUCUCUUUCUGAUGGAUUAGGAAGAGUUAUAAUGGAUGAAAGGCACGAGGAAGCUAGACAGAAAAUUCGUGCUAAUACUGCAGGCAGUAGUGAUCAUCUAGUAGCUGGAUUAAAAGGUUUUGGCUUUGGAUUGCUUGGAGGAGUGACUAGUAUCUUUAAACAAACCUAUGAUGGAGCAGCUAAUGAGGGAUUUCCUGGCUUUUUUGCUGGGUUUGGUAAAGGAGUGGUUGGAACUAUUACAAAACCUGUAGUAGGAGUUCUAGAUCUUGCUACAGAAACUGCUACUGCUGUAAGAGAAACCAGUAGAAGUGCUCAUCGUACGAUACCAAAACGUGAUAGACCUCCUCGUGUGGCUAGCGGCUCUGCUGGUCUGUUACCACCCUAUAAUCGUCAACAAGCAGAAGGCCAGGAAUUUCUUUACAUAAUAAAUGAGCAUAAGUAUUCAGAAUUAUUUGUAGCAUAUGAGUGUUUACGUAGCGGGACAGAAAAUCUAAGAGUCCUCGUUUCUAACGAAAGAAUCCGCGUGAUUUCUGGUGGUACUAAAGGAGUUGUGACUGAAGUCAGUUUGGCAGACUUGUUAUAUUGUCAACCAACGCAUAAGUUGGAAAGUAAUGGCGACACAUUAUACUAUAUCGAAUUAAUAUCUAGAUUAGAUUCAACGAUAGCUAUUAAUGUGGAUGGCACGGAACUUUUAAGAAGACCUAAAGUUCGAUGUGAUAAUGAAGAAGUGGCGAAAAGGGUUUCACAGCAAAUUAAUUAUGCUAAAGGAAUGCACGAGGAACGUAACUUGACUCUUUCCUCAUCGGAUAAUAUGUUAGACGAUGUACAGUACUAUAAGUAA
This is a messenger RNA of Eufriesea mexicana, 12068 nucleotides long. RefSeq names its product vacuolar protein sorting 13D (gene Vps13D). The record is from RefSeq and is a predicted model, not a curated record. Bases 66 to 12068 code for a protein of 4000 amino acids. Gene Ontology annotation, molecular function: protein binding. The transcript has 24 exons. NCBI's taxonomy places the organism in Eukaryota, Metazoa, Arthropoda, Insecta, Hymenoptera, Apidae. Gene Ontology annotation, biological process: mitochondrion organization; protein retention in Golgi apparatus; protein targeting to vacuole.